This is a messenger RNA of Rotaria socialis, 1608 nucleotides long. NCBI's taxonomy places the organism in Eukaryota, Metazoa, Rotifera, Eurotatoria, Philodinida, Philodinidae. The record is from the annotation of a GenBank genome assembly.
AUGGAACACGACCCAUGGGAUAUAAAUGCUACAAGAUUAAAAGAUGAAUUAAAUAUUGAACGGCAUGAAUGGCCAACUAAGCGACAAUCAUAUAGUAUAUGUGGAAAGCUGGGCGAAGGAGCAACUGGAAUCGUGCAUUGGGCAACAUGUACAGGAUGUUCAAUGCGAAAACGUGUUGCGAUUAAACGUAUUCCUAUAAAAGAAUCUAUGUAUAUUGAUAUUAUACGUGAGAUUCAUGUUAUGGCAUCAUGCUCACAUGAAAAUAUUGUUCGAUUUUUUACAAGCUUUGUUUAUAAAACUGAACUAUGGAUUAUCAUGGAUCUAUUGGAUGGUGGAAGUAUAAGACAAAUCAUUGAAAAACGAAUUCGAGAUAAAAAUGAUUGGUAUCUUGGUGUAUUCGAUGAAUAUGAAAUAGCAACUGUUAUGCGUGAAACUGUGAAGGGUCUUGAAUAUUUACAUUCACAGCAAUAUAUUCAUCGAGAUAUAAAAGCCGGUAAUAUAAUGUGUAAAAUUGAUGGUACAAUUCAGUUAGUUGAUUUUGGUGUUAGUGCCUUCAUAACAGAUUCUUCAACACGACAAAAAGCUAUUGCUCAUACAUUUGUUGGAACACCUUAUUGGAUUGCACCCGAAAUGUUUUCAUCUGCGGGCUACGAUAAUAAAGUUGAUAUAUGGGCUUUAGGCAUUGUUGGUAUAGAAUGUGCUACAGGACAUCCACCUUAUUAUAAAAAAUCAGCACAAGAAGUAUUUCGUAUUCUAUGUAAAGAUACAAAAGGACCAACGGUUGAUUCGAAUGCCGAACGUGAAGGACAAUAUAUGAAAUAUGAUAAUGGAUUUCGUCAUUUUCUUGAUACGAUAUUAGAACCAUCAGCAAUGAAACGUCCCAGUGCAUCGCAUUUGCUACAAACAGAUUUUUUAAUGAAAUUUGCUCAAGAUAAAAAAUUCAUCGUGGAACAUAUGGUUUUAAAAAUUCCAUUCGAUUGUAUUGAACAACAAAUUGAUAUUGAUUUGCAAUGUGAUGAUCUGAAAGAUCGAAUACAAACAAUGAAUAAAGAACGUGCUCUACAGAAUGAAAAUACAAUUUUAGAGAACAUCAGAAAUUUUUUUCGACCCAUAUCACAAAAAGUCAUACAAGAUAUAGAUCGACAAUUAGAUGCCAAUCUUGAUUCAAAAAUGAUAGUAAAUCAAGAAAUACCAUUAUCAAUUAAAUUGAAAAUAAAAGAACCAGGGCGUUUAGCAUUUUCAUUAAUUUCAUUUAAAUAUCAAUCGAGCAUUGAUCAUCCAGUGAGUGUUGCACAAGAAUUAGUGGCUGAAAAUCAUGUAUAUGGACAUGAUUAUAUAUUAGUAGCUGCUAACAUUGACAAGGCACUUUCAUAUAAAGGCAAAAUUCGAUUUACACUACAUAAAAUUGAUGGUAAAGAAAAAUAUCCACCAUCCUAUGCAGAAGUUUCUGUUGAAGAAACAUCUCAAACACUAACGAAUAACAGUAUUUUAACUAGUGAUUUUCGUUCUACGGAUUCAAUUCGUCAGGAAAAUAGUAUUCAUGAGGCAACAAUAACGACGACCAGUACUAAAACAGAUGAUAUCAUUACAUCAACAACUUUCACUUGA